Messenger RNA from Lingula anatina, 6099 nucleotides. RefSeq lists its product as uncharacterized. Gene Ontology annotation, cellular component: early endosome. The record is from RefSeq and is a predicted model, not a curated record. Gene Ontology annotation, molecular function: 1-phosphatidylinositol binding; metal ion binding. Lineage: Eukaryota; Metazoa; Brachiopoda; Lingulata; Lingulida; Lingulidae. Gene Ontology annotation, biological process: endocytosis.
UUUAAUCUUUUGAAAAUAAUCAAACUAUAUGUCAAUGUCUAGUGUAAUAUGUAAGCUGAGACAAGACAUAAAUAGCUUGAUGACGAACAAAAUAUUAUAAAACCUCCCUUGUGUUCUUCAGUUUCAUUUCCGGAAAUUCAGUUUGCAGGUCAAGGUCAUUUAUUUUUAGCCAUUCACAAACUUCUGCAAGAUGUUGAAAAGGCUACGAAACAUCACCAAAAGAGAUGCAGAUAAGGAAGAUGAGCCCCCACCCUCUCCACAGCGUCCCCAGCAGGGGUCAGCACCACAGUCACCACAUCGUGAGACUGGGGAUCACAAUAAAGAGGGUUUCUUGUGUCCUAUGUGUAUGAAUGAGAUGUCAUCUGCCGAGGCUCUACAGAGCCAUUUUGACCUUGUCCAUAACCAAGAGCAAGCCAAGGGUUUCCUGUGCCCUAUUUGUAUGCAGUCAUUCCACACAGCCGAGGCACUGCAGCGGCAUUUUGAUGAUGCACAUGAUGAGAAUAAGGGUUUUAUCUGCCCCAUGUGUAAGACAGGAUUCCAGUCAGCUGAGGGCUUACAGUCUCAUUAUGAGAAGGAGCAUGAUGGCCUCGCUGAAAACAGAGCUGGGGAUGUGUUGGCUCUAAGGCAAGAGCUAGAUGACUUGAGAAAGUCUUUGAAGGAAGAAAGAUGGUAUGCAGUUGAACUGAAGAAAGAAAACGAGAGGCUACAGAGUGGAAGAUCACCAACUAAAGGAUCCAUGGACAGCGUUGAAAUGGAUAUGAUGAAGCAACAGCUGAAGGCUUCAGAAGAGAGCAGAACACUGUUGUCUGUGGAGGUGAACAAUAUGCAAAAAGAGCUGAAUGAAGCUGCACAAAAACUGAAAGAUCACAAUGAGGAAAAGAAGAUGAUAGAGCAGAAAGCUGCAAAGCUGGCAGGGGAUGUGGUGUUAUACAAGGCCAGGGCAGAUGAAGCAGAGGGACAGAAGACUGCUUUAGAAGAUCACAUUUUAACUCUCAAGAGUCAACUUAAUGACAAGACUGUGUAUGCCCAGAGUUUAGAGACUUCACUUGCUCAAAGGCCUGGUGCUGAUGAUGUGAUGGUGCUGAAGCAAGAGUUGGUGCAGACACACACCAUGAUGGACCAGCUGGCACAGGAGAAAGAGGCAGAGAAAGAAAAGAUGGAGAAGGACUAUGAAGAGUUAAAGACUAGAUAUCAAGAGAGUGAGCAAUUGACUAGGGAGCUGAGGGAAGAACUGGCUAGGGCUCCCAAACUGGAGGAGUUACAGAGACUCCAGGCAUCUGCUGCAGACUCCAGCUCUGGCUCUCAGAAACUCCUGGAGUCCUUGCAGAAAAAGCAAGAAGAGGCAGCAAUGUUACAGGGACAGCUAGAACAAUUGCGUCAGGAAAAACUGCAACUUGACCAAACUCUACAGGAAAAAUGUUCAGAAAUUGGAAAACUGAACAAAGAAUUAGAAACCAGGGGAAACAGUCUUCACCAGGACAUAGCAACUCUCAAGGAGCAGCUGAAGGAAAGGGACCAGACCAUCCAACAAAAGGACUCCAAUAUCAAAAGUUUAAGGGAAGACAUAGGUGCUAAAGAGACAUUAUGCAAUGAAUUGCAGGAAGAAAUUUUAGAGAAGGAAAAGUCACGAGAAGAAGUCAGAGAGCAGAUGAGAGAAAAGCAACUGGUUUACCAACAGCUUGAGCAAAAGUUUACAGAGAUUGAACAAAAAACACACGACAUGCAGCAAACUUUGAAUGAAAAGGAUAGUUACUUGCAAGAGAUGCAGCAGAUUAUCUCUGAUAAGGAAGAGAGCAGUCAGCAGUUUCAGCAGCUCUUGCAGUCCAGUCAAGAAAAUUGUGAGCAGCUUCAGAAACAGUUGGGAGAGUUGGAACAGAGGAAUGUACAAUUGCUAACAUGUGUUGAGGAAAAGGAACAAAGCCUCAAGGAAAUUCAGGAAGAUGUGAUGAAGACCAAGGCAGCUAUGGCAGAGAAGGAAACUCAUCUAGCAUCUUUAACUCAACAACUCGGGGACACCAAGCAAUCCUCACAAGGGCAGCUACAUGAGAGAGAACAGCAGUACACUGCUCUGAAACUGGAACUGGACAAGUCUGUAAACCAAGUUAAGGUCCAUAAAGCCAGUAUUGAGGAUCUGACAAAGCAGCUAAAUGAUGUUCACAUAAGACACCAAGAAGAGUCCUCCAGAGCCGAGGAGUUCAGAGUUCUGCUGAGAGAGAAGUCCGGGGAAUUGGAGAAUGAAAUAAGAAGUAGAGAAGCAAGGGAUUCUAAAAUCAAAGAGCAGGAAGGCAUUCUGUCAUCACUCAGGGAAACCAUAGACCGCAUGGAGACGGAGAAGACAGACCUUAUAGCGAAGAUAGAAGCUGGGGAGGGAGUGGCCACUGCCAUCAAUCAACUUAAACAGGAAAAUGCAACUCUCCAUGAACAACUGACUAAUGCAAAGAAGACCUUGGAAACUCAGGGUGAGGAGAACCAGAAGAAGGAAGAGACCCUGUUCAAGCAGCUCCAAGAAGUAAAAUCACAGCUUGCAGAUGUCCAGGAAAAGUGCGCCAAGUCUGAGGUGGGCUUGACCGAGAAAGGGGAGAAACUGGCAUCUGCGCAACAAAGGAUUAUCGAGCUGGAGACUGAGAUAAAGAGCAAGCAUGAAGUGUUACUGGCCACAGAAGCAGCUAAGAGCAGCCAGAGAGCUGACCUGGAGAACCACAUCAAGACCACACAGGCAGCACUGGAGGAGAAAACCCAGGAGCUGAACUCCAUCAAACAGCAGCUGGAACAGGUGACAGGUGAAUUGAACUCCCGUGGUGACCAGUGCAGACAGCUGGAUGUCACCUUAAAGGAAGCCAAAACCAGGUGCAAUGAUCUGGAGCAGAAAUGUGUGGCAGCACAGGCAGAUAUUGCCAGCAAGGUGACUGCUUUGGAAAAACUUCAAGGUGAAAAAGCAGACCUAGAGAAGAAAUUAAAAACUGCUAAAAGUGAUGGAAGAGAGAAAGAGAACUCUCUCUCAAAGGCUAAUUCCGAAAAUGAGAUACUGUCAUCAAAACUGAGCAAAGCAGAAGGAACAUUGAAAGAAAUAUCAGAGAAGCUGGUCACCACAGAACAGAAAGUUGAAAAAACUGCUGAAGAACUGAAAGCAAAGAAUGCUGAAAACAAGAAGUUGACUGCUGAAAAAUCCAAGUUGGAACAAAAGUUGUCAGCUGUGUCCAGUGAGCUACAAGAGAAAGAAACCUCCCUGAAAAAGCUGACAACUGACCUAGAGUUAUCCACUGUCCAGUGUCAAAGGUUGGAGACAGAAAGUAACAGCAAAAGUGACCAGCUGACCAAGCUGCAGGGAGACUUUGACCAGUUGACCAAGCAGCUUGGGGACAAGACUAGGGAACUAGAAACCCAAGUUGCUCUGGGGAAGACACUGCAAGGAGAUUUGGAAAAUGCUAAAAGAGAUCUUCAGCUAAAGGGAGAAGAGUUGCAGGGAGCAAGACAGGCUUUGGAAGAAGUAACGAGAGAACACACAACAACAGUGGAGUCACUUAGGCAGAGCUCAGAAACUUCAGUACAAGAUGUGAAAAAUGCCAAGCAGCAAGUGGAGGAGAAGCUGAACCAGAUGGCUGCAGAGAAAGAGGAACUUUUACAGGUAAAAUCUCAACUUACUAAUGAGGUAGGCUCUUACAAACAGGCCUUGGAAGGACUGAGGAAGGAAUUUGAAGACACCAAGGAACAAUUGAAUCAAGAAAAGACUAAGUUACUUGACCAUGUGCAGCAGACCAGGGAAGAAAGGGACCACUCAGUCAGGGAUUUGAAGACACAGAUACAGCAGCUAGGUGAAGAAGUAAGCCAGUUAAAGGUUUCUCUAGAACAGAAGUCACAAGGUGAAGCUGUAACAAAAACAAAGGUAAGACAAAAACAUCAUAUAGUAAAAUUACAGACUAAAGAACAAGAAUUUCAGUCCAGUCUAGAAAAGAAGAUAACUGAGUAUAAGACACUUCAAAAGGAGUGUAGCAAUUAUGAAGAACAAAUUGUAAAAUUGCAGCAGCAAUUUAGAGAUGAAAAUGAAAAAGUCAACAAACUUCAGAAAGAGCUACAGAACACCAAGCUAGCACUUAAAGAGACUGAAGAAAACCUGCAGCAUGCUACAGCAGAAUUGGAGAAAGCUCAAGAUAAUGAACUUUCGCUUAAUAACUCAAUUGAGGAGAUUUCUGAGGUUAAGUCCUCGUUGGACGGCAGGAUUUUACAACUGGACACAGACCUGAACAAGGCUGUUUCAGAAAGAGACUCACUGACGGAGGAAAAGAAACAAAUUUCAGGAGAACUUGAUGGUCUCAAGCAGAAGUAUCAGAACUUGACAGAGGAGAAGGCAGCUGUGGAUUCAGAACUUGCGUCUCUUAAAGUCACGUUAGAAAAAGACCGCCAAGAUGCCACACAGGAAAUUAAUAGUCUGCAAGAAGCCAAGCAGUUACUUAUUACCCAGAAGUUGGAGCUACAGGGGAAAAUAAACCAGUUAGAGGAAGACAUGAAUAAGGUUAAAGCUGAGAAAGAAGAAAGUGCAGAAGUGGCCAAGAAUGUUCAGAUGAUGUUGAAGGAAGAAAAUGCUGGGCUGCAGCAUAAGCUGGCUGCAGAGAUAGAAGCCAGAGAAAAUGCCAACAAGGAGAAGGAAGAACUGGAGACCAGGAAUGAAAUGCAGUUUUCAGCUCUAAAUGAGAAUUUGGCAACACUUCGCCUGGAUCUUCAGGUGGCCCAGGAGAAAUACUCUGAGCUGACCAAGGAAAAUGACGAAAUUAGGGGUGAAAAACUAGAGCUGGAGGCAAAGCUAGAAAAUAACAAUGACGAGAGGCGGGCGCUGCUGGAGAGAUGUCUGAAGAGUGAGAAGAGCUGUGAGGAGUUGAGACAAAAGGUCGCAGAGUACAGGAGAAAGUUUGAAGAGACCACAGCAGCGCUACAAGAGCUGGGGAGAGAGAACCAGGUGCUUCAGAUUCAGACGACUAAAGUGGUCACAAGAAAGUGGGCAGAUGACAGUGAAGUGUUAGAGUGCCAGGCCUGCAGUAAACCCUUCUCUGUCACUGUGAGGAGGCAUCACUGCCGUAACUGUGGCCAGAUCUUUUGCCACGAGUGUUCCAGCAGAAACGCAACAAUUGCAUCCUCCAAGAAGCCAGUGAGAGUUUGUGACACCUGUUAUGGAGAGGUUGGGAAGAGGUAGAACACCUUUUUCUUGAAUCCUGGAGGACUUCUAAUGAAUCAAGCAUAUAAAUAAGAAUUAAGUUUAAAGUUGGUGUGCUUACUUAUAUAGGCUGUUUUAUAGCUAAUGAUUAUGCUGAUAAACAGAAAGUUUAGUGUGAGUACUGUGUAUUUGGGAUAUGCUUUUAAGAUGAGCUGAGGAAAAAUUGAUAUCUGUAAGUUUCUAAUUUGUAUACUUUCUUUCUACUUCUUACACAUUCUUAACAAAGUGUUCAUUUUAUUUGAUAUAAAUCUAUUUUUCUUUAGUAGAGCUAUAUGAACAGUUAUUUUAAACAUUGUUAUGAGAAAUUAUUUCAUUUUUAGAUGUAAUUCAUGUACACGUAAAUUGGUUUAACUGAAAAAAAGACUUUCCUAAAAAUUUGUCCAGGAAUUUUGAUUGAUUAAUUGAUUAUAAUUAGGUUCAUUUAACCUUUUUGCUGCAAUUGAUAUAAAACUCAUGAAGAAUGAAGUUUUUGUGUUUUAUGGAGAAUUUUGAUCUACAUCAGAAAAACUUGUUUCUUUGUUUGUUCAUAUGAAUUAGGCAAUUAAAACUUAUUGCUGAUAAUGUUGAUAAAGAAAAAUGUUUUGAAAAAAUUCUUUUCAUAAUUUUGCAAGCUGGCACAGAUUUGUGAUGUGCAAUAUGAAUGCUGUUACAGUAAGUCAUGCCUAAAUACUCCUCUUAGAUACUAGAUGAAAUUACAGACCUGGUGGUAUUGUAUUUAGGGUUGCAUUUGUUUUAUAAGUGGCUUUUUAGAUAAUUUUAUAAGUAACCACUUUGAAGUAGCUGUUAUCAACAUGCAAUCAUACAAAAUAAUGUUUUAUUUUUCUAAGGCAUCACUGAAAAAUAAAUGGCAACUGUCAUGCCAGUGCAGAAAAUCUGCAGUUCUAAAAUUGGAA